CUUACUAUUUUGCUUUCAAUGUUUGAGAUAAUGGAAUAGUUAAAAAGGAAAAAGUGAUUUUAAUUUUAAUUCUCUAAAAUAUAUAAUAUAUAUAAUUAUUGAUAUACUUCAAGACUCGUGCAAUUAAAAUACGUCGAACCAAAAAAAGCAACAUGGAUGCAGCGGAAUUGUUAACCCAAAAUGUUGAUAAAUCACAGCUACCACCUUUACACCAGAAACGUAUAUUGGCCUUUGUCAAUCAUUUUCUGAUCAGUUCCUGUAGUUUUCUAAAUGAAUUUUCACUGCAAUGUGAAACCAAGUUCAUUGAAAUUGAAAGGAAACUGCAAAAAGUCGAGGCAGCACUAACAAUUUUGGAGGCAAAGUUAGCCUCAAUACCCGAUGUAGAGAAUAAGGAAAAAGUAAUCUCCGAUUCCAACAAUGAAAAGACUGCUGUGUCCAGUGAACAAACCAACAACGAUGAUAGUAAAAAGACUGAGUCAACCAGCGAGACUAAAGCAGAUGAAGAACCAACUGAAACAUCAAUUCCUCAAGGCAUUCCAGCAGCAGAGCAUAGUGUAUAUAAAAAAUUCUUUAAAAUGCUACAGGUUGGUGUACCCUUGCCGGCCGUUCAAUUGAAAAUGCAAUCUGAAGGCCUUGAUCCAAGUAUUCUGAGCAACCCUCAACAAAUUUUGCCUUUCGAGGCAACCGAUGAAAGUUGAUGAUAUUGCAUGGGAAUGUAUGAAAUUAUCCAAAUACUUUUACUGUGAUUAUAAAUGUUCGUAUACUCUAGAAACGACAUGAACAAACAAAUUAAAACCAUGCCAUGGUAUUAAAUUUUUCUUUUGUAAUAAGAAACGAUUUUAAACAACCAGUUUUAUGAGAAAUAGAAAACCAAGUAUUGUAUAAAAUACAAUGAAAA
Molecule: messenger RNA, 898 nt
Organism: Musca domestica (house fly)
Lineage: Eukaryota; Metazoa; Arthropoda; Insecta; Diptera; Muscidae
Gene: CCDC53
Product: WASH complex subunit 3
Exons: 4
Coding region: 153-698 (181 amino acids)
Biological process (GO): exocytosis; actin filament polymerization
Cellular component (GO): WASH complex
Source: RefSeq, a predicted model, not a curated record